AUGGCUGCACCCAUCGCAUUGCUGUCCGUCUAUGACAAGACCAACCUGCUCGACCUGGCGACCGGCCUGCACGCGGCCGGCGUCCGUCUUCUAGGAUCAGGAGGCACAGCGAAGAAGAUCCGUGAGGCAGGGAUCGCCAUCGAAGAUGUCUCGGACAUCACGAAAGCCCCUGAGAUGCUCGGUGGCCGGGUGAAGACGCUGCACCCUGCGGUCCACGGAGGAAUUCUUGCACGGUCUAUCCCUUCCGAUGAGGCAGACCUCAAGGCACAGUCCAUCUCCAAAAUCUCCAUUGUCGUGUGCAACCUGUACCCCUUUACCUCUACCAUCGCACAGCCGGGCUGCACCCUCGCCGAUGCAGUUGAAGAGAUCGACAUCGGCGGUGUGACCCUUCUUCGCGCAGCGGCGAAGAACCACACGCGCGUGUCCGUGCUCUCAGACCCUACGGACUACGCCGAGUUCCUCGAGGCAUGGCGCGCGGGACAGGGAGACGUCGGUCAGGCGAUCCGCAGCAAGCUCGCCCUCAAGGCGUUCGAGAUGACGGCCACGUACGACGACGCGAUCAGUGGGUACUUCAGGGAGCAGUACGCAUCCGCGGAACUUCCCGCAGAAAGGCUUGCGGGGCCCGUGCAGCGCCUCGCAUUGCGCUACGGCGCGAACCCCCACCAAAAGCCUGCCCAGGCGUAUGUCACCGACGGAGAGCUUCCUUUCAAAGCUCUCUGCGGCUCACCCGGAUAUAUCAACCUGCUCGACGCCCUGAACUCGUAUGCGCUCGUCAAGGAGCUGCAGGCGGCGCUUGGUCUCCCUGCUGCGGCCUCGUUCAAGCACGUCUCCCCCGCAGGCGCAGCUGUCGGUGUCGAGCUCGAUGAAACGGAGAAGAAGGUGUAUGGCGUCGAUGAUCUCAAGGAGCCUAUGACCCCGCUGGCAUCUGCUUACGCCCGUGCUCGAGGUGCCGACCGUAUGUCAUCAUUUGGCGAUUUCAUUGCCCUCUCGGCGCCAUGUGAUCUGGCCACCGCCCGGAUCAUUUCCCGGGAGGUAUCCGAUGGUAUCAUCGCACCCGGAUACUCGCAGGAAGCGCUCGACGUCCUCUCCAAGAAGAAGGGCGGAAAGUACUGCGUCUUGCAGAUCGAUCCGUCCUACGUGCCCGCAGAAAUAGAGACACGACAAGUCUACGGCAUUCACAUGCAGCAGAGGCGCAACGACGCAAAGAUCGACGCUAAGCUCUUCGAGAACAUCGUCACCAAAAACAAGGCGCUGCCGAACCAGGCUCUGACUGACCUCAUCGUCGCCACCCUGGCGCUCAAGUACACACAGUCGAACAGUGUCGCGUACGCCUAUCGGGGCGCGAUCAUCGGCAUCGGCGCGGGCCAGCAGUCGCGCAUCCACUGCACGCGGCUUGCAGGCACGAAGGCAGACCUGUGGUGGCUGCGACACCACCCGCGCGUGCUCGCGCUGCCAUUCAAGAAGGGCGUUAAGCGCGCGGAGAAGGCGAACGCGAUAGAUCUCUUCGUUGGCGGAGAGGUACUCGAGGGCGGUGAGCGCGCGCAGUGGGAGGGUCUCUUCGAGGCGGUGCCUGCGCCGCUGAGCGCGGAGGAUCGCGCUACACACGCGAAGCUGCUAGAUGGUGUCGCUUGCUCGAGCGAUGCGUUCUUCCCGUUCCCGGACAAUGUCCACCGUGCGAGGCGCAGCGGGGUGCGCUACCUGGCGGCCCCGAGCGGCAGUGUCAUGGAUGCGGAAUGCAUCAAGGCAGCAGAUGAGCAUGACAUGGUAUUUGCGCAUACCAGUUUGCGGCUGUUCCACCAUUAG
Messenger RNA from Postia placenta MAD-698-R-SB12, 1803 nucleotides. RefSeq lists its product as hypothetical. Gene Ontology annotation, molecular function: phosphoribosylaminoimidazolecarboxamide formyltransferase activity; IMP cyclohydrolase activity. Lineage: Eukaryota; Fungi; Basidiomycota; Agaricomycetes; Polyporales; Adustoporiaceae. Gene Ontology annotation, biological process: 'de novo' IMP biosynthetic process. The transcript is spliced from 8 exons. Gene Ontology annotation, cellular component: cytosol. The coding region runs from base 1 to 1803 and encodes 600 amino acids. The record is from RefSeq and is a predicted model, not a curated record.